UCAUGACACAUGUACACAGAAUAUAAAUCACAAAGGUAAAUGUCAAUCAUGAUUCCUGCCUACCCAUAAACUAUAUAAAGCACAGCAUUAACCUCCUCUCUGCAAACACUCUUCUUCGAUUUCAGAGAUUCACCAUGAGACGUCUUCUUUUUCUUUUGUUACUUUCUUCUGUGUGUUUCUUCACUUUGAGUGAAGUUGUAGAUAAUAAUUUUAGUAAAUGCAAACAGUUCUUUUUGAACAACGCUCCUCCUGACUUCACACCAGCAAAUGGCGUUUCAGUCAAGCCCAUCUGCCAGUGUCUUUGGAAUGACAAAGAUGAGCAAGUUUAUCUUUAUGCAACUUUGUACAGCACCACCUGGAAGAUCCCCGUCUACUCUGCGUAUAGGUUUGGCAGCCCAAAUAUUGGGAGAUGUGACGCUUGGUACAUUGAACCUCAGCUGGAUGGAGAUGAUGAGCCAUGUAUGCAGCCUACAGGCUAUGGUACAAAUAUUGGCAACAAUCAGGCUCUUUAUAAAGACUAUUACAAGUCUGGCUAUGACAAAGGUCACCUCUAUCCUGUGCUCCACACCAACAAUCAUCUGUCUAUGCUGGCCACAUCCACAAUGACCAACGCGGCUCCGCAGGAUAGAGCUUUCAAUCAGAAACAAUGGCUGGAACAUGAGAAGACUGUUAUUAAAGACCUGGAAUCCUGUGAUGAUCCUCUGAAGGCUUAUGUGGUGACUGGUGUAGUUCCUAAUCUGAACAAAAACGUCCCAAAACUGAAAGGUAGAGUCACUGUGUCACUGUAUUACUGGAGAGCCACCUGCUGUCUAAAGGGCGGUCUGUACACAGGAAAGGGCUACUAUGGACCGGACAACGGCAUAGUGAAGGAAUUACCGAUAACAGAACUUCAGGACAUGCUCAAAGCUUUUUACAAUAUACAAAUUUUUCCAAGCAUACCGAAAGUUACACCGCCUAAAAGACCCAGAAGUGAAAAUGCAUGCAACUAAAAAACUGCAGCUAAUCAAGUUUCUUUGCAGCUAAUAGAGCAGAAACCAAUGCUGAUCAUCUAAUUUUCACAUACUCUCCUAUUCCCUCUGACUAAUAUAUUUUUGAAAACUCUUGUGGGAUGUCAUAUGAAUAUUUGUUUUUUUCAGACAGGCUGCAGAAGUAUCUGGGGAUUCAGGUGUGUUUUGAGCUCUUUGUCAGUUUCAUCAUUAUAUUUCCUACCAUCUGAGGGAGACAGAGGCUAACAGAGCAGAUUUCAGGCUCAUUCAAGGACAGCCUUUAGUCAGUAAAUAAGCGUUUCAUAUUUCCCUCACAGCUCAGUAUACAGAAGAAAGCAGUGAUUGGGGAGCAUUAUAACACUUUUUUUUUUUACCUAUUUUGAGGUAUAUGUAUCUCAAACCUUGAUGGUUUACCCACAUGAUUUAUAUAUUUAUUGCUGCUUCAAAUUAUAUUUGUUUUGAAAUCUACUACUUAGAAACAGAAAGGUUUUCUUGUACUUUCUGUAAAUUAUUAGUUCAUACACCAGAUGUUUUUCAUUAAGUUCCUCCUUAUAAUGUGUGAUAACUGCGGUUCAGAAAGGAUUGUUUUAUUGUGUUCAUCAACAUGUUAACUUACGUCACACAGCUAAACCACUAUUCUUCUUAAAACUGGACUAAUCAGCUGUGAGAAAAAUAUCUGUCUGCUAAUUAUUUAUUAUUUGAUUUAAAUUUUUAUUUUUACUUAUAUUAAUGCAUUAAGCUACACAUAGGCAAUCAUACUUUGACAAUUAAUAUGAAACUUUUAAUUUUAAUUACUGUUUUCUUUUAACCUCUUUGUGAACCUGUAUAUGUUAUUAAUUAAAUAAAUUUGGUGAUUCACUUGCA
This is a messenger RNA of Ctenopharyngodon idella (grass carp), 1850 nucleotides long. RefSeq names its product endonuclease domain-containing 1 protein-like. The record is from RefSeq and is a predicted model, not a curated record. Gene Ontology annotation, molecular function: hydrolase activity; metal ion binding; nucleic acid binding. The transcript is spliced from 2 exons. NCBI's taxonomy places the organism in Eukaryota, Metazoa, Chordata, Actinopteri, Cypriniformes, Xenocyprididae. Bases 135 to 989 code for a protein of 284 amino acids.